Dendrobium catenatum is the source of this 2944-nucleotide messenger RNA. RefSeq lists its product as uncharacterized. Bases 1975 to 2637 code for a protein of 220 amino acids. NCBI's taxonomy places the organism in Eukaryota, Viridiplantae, Streptophyta, Magnoliopsida, Asparagales, Orchidaceae. The record is from RefSeq and is a predicted model, not a curated record. The transcript has 2 exons.
CUCGAGAUUAAUAAAGGCGAAGAAAUCAAAAUCCAGCGAAGACUUCAAAAAGGAAGAAUCCAACCUCCAGUUGAGAGUUUCAACAGCCUUUCUUUUCAGAUCUGCCAUUGCCGUCUUUGGAUUGGGAUUCAUAGAUGCUGGUGGAGAUUGGUCUCGGAUUGGGGUUAUAUCAAAAGAAGCUGAAGAACUUCUGAAGAGUGCAGCUUACUUAGUUGUGCCUGUUUGUUUUUUGCUGAUAUUUUUCAUAUCAGAUGAGAAAAAAUCUCUCUGAAGAGUUUAUUGCACUUCUUUGGCUGAGAGACUUUAGUUGCAGUUUGUUAUAAAAGUUAUUAUAUCAUUGUUGUGGGGAAAAAUAACUAUUUCGGAGAAAAGCUGUUCCAUAAUUUAAUUGUAGGUUUCAUAUAACAUAUUGGAUUUUUGUUUGCCUUAUUGCAUUUGUAUUUAUUCUAGUUUAAAGGAGGAAUAGAAAGGCUUCAAUUAAGGUUUCAUUUGGGGCUGCUUUCUAAUUGCUUUUUUAAAGCUGCUUUGUAGUAAAAAAAAUUUAAAUUACAAAUUUUAUAAUAUAAAGUUACUUUAGAAAGCAAUAAUAAAGUUAUCCCAAAUAAAGGUUAAGUAGUGUCUUCAGCUUCGUUUGUGACUGCUUUCAACCACAUAUUUAUGUCUAUCUUCUAGUGAUUUUUGUACUAAAAAGUAACUUUACGAAGGAUAAAAAAAGCUGUCCCAAACAAAGUCUAAGUUGUGAUAAUUAGUGAUUGUGAUAAUAUAACUUUUGUGAUACUAUUGUGCGUAUGAAUUGGACAUGAGCUUCUUAGUAAGCAAAACACAUAUCAUUUGAUGACUUCCUAGUUUCUAUGACUGUCUUGAUUGGGACUGGUAAUGACUUUCUAUAACAUGUGGUAGCUGAUCAAAUAUGGCAUCACUUGCAUUAAAAGCUCAAGCUUUUUCCUCAUGAAUGUGAAUAUAACAAACUCACCCAAGCACAACUCAUUUAUAACCCUAGUCCAAGGUUAUAUGUAGGACAUGAAAGAAGUAUCAGUCAAACACAAACCACCUUACCUAUAGGGUUCUCUCUUAGCUCCGUUAGGGUUUAUCCCCCUUAGUGGCGCCCUCAUCGGGGGCGAUCCUUCUUGCUGGUCGUCUCUUCUUUCAGCUCAGGGAAGUCUCUCCUUUUACUUUAUGUAUGUUUGUUAUUACGUUCUGCUAUUUUGGUUUUUUCAUUUCCCUUCUGCCCUUGAGUAUGGCGGUUAAGUUGGAUGAUCAUGGCUUUCUUGAUGGUAAGUUCAACUGUCAUUCAUUUAUUGACGCCCUAAAGGGUUCUUCCUCUUCGGGGUCUUUUGCGGAUCUUAAGAAGUCUUCUUUUUGCUGCUUCCCCUCUCUUUGGAUUUCUGAGGAUGAAGUUUUGGCCCUUGCCGCCCCAUUCACUUUUUCCCUUGUUGGUUAUUUCCCUAAUUAAAGGCCGUCUUUGGGUGCCAUAAGGAGGUUCUUCUUUAAUUUAAAGCUCACCAGAGAAUUUUUCGUCGCCCUAUUAGAUUCCCGUCAUGUUUUGAUCAAACUACCCUGUGAUUUGGAUUAUUGUCGUGCCUUUGCUCAUAGAUCCUAUUUUGUUAGGAAUCGCUUCAUGAAACUGAUCAAAUGUUUUCCAUUUGUGGAUAUUUCUGAAGAAUCCCCAAUUGUCUCUGUUUGGGUCUCUUUCCCCAACCUGCGGCCGCAUUUCUUUUCCCCCCGUAUUUUACAUGGGCUUGGUUCUCUUUUUGGACGUCCUCUUCAUGUGGACAAUGCCACUAUAGUGGGGGCUUGUCCUUCGGUUCAUAGAAUUUUGGUGGAACUUGAUAUCACCAAACCAUAUCCUGAUGACCUGAUAAGGUGUGGUUGGGCCCUAAAAGAAUUGGUUAUUUUCAAAGCAUUUUGAUUGAUGAAUUUCCAUCCUUUUUUGAGCACUGUAAAGUUGUGGGUCACUCUAGGAAGGAUUGUUCUAUGCUCAAUCCUCGCGUUGUUCAGGAUAAUCGGGGUAAUGAGAAUAUUGUUGGCGAUGGCAUUGAUGUGCACACGAUUCCUAGCGGCAAUGGUGGUGUUGAUGUGCACAAAAUGGAGGCUCAAGUGUUUUCUGACGAAGCUUUGUCCAACCAUUUGACUACCGAGAACCCAUUGGCUUUGCCUCUUACGGAGAAGGUUGAUAGUGUUAUUGUGGAUUUGGAUGCUUUUGUGCAUGAUUUGGAGACCUUUCAUGUUGUUCCUCCUCCAGCUGAGGCGAUUGUGAAUGAGGAGAAUGAUAAGUGCCUUGGCAUUAAGGUUUUGUUGGAUGUUUCACCUAAUGAAACUAAUGUUACCUCUCUUUUGCUUACUUCUGAUCAUGCUCCAGCUUCUCUUCCUUUGCAACCAAAUGGAGAAUCCUUUAUUGAAGUUCCGAUCUCAAUUAUCUCCAAUGAACAAUUGAAAGUGCAUUUGAAGGAUAAUGUGAAGGGUAGCGUUUUGGAUCAAAAUGAUUGGUUGGAGGAUUCUGCCUCCUCGUAUGGUGAAGAUAGUGGUGAUCCUGGGCUUGAUUUAAAUGAGACGUAUGUUUUGAAGGUUGAUAACUCUGUUGCUAAUGAUUCAUUGCAAGGAAGGGGUAAAUGUGGCAGGAGGAAGUCCAAAUUGUAGUUUUUGGAUUGCUUUUUUUAAUUAGUUGUCAAUGGUGUUUUGUUGGGGGUUGUGGGUUAGAAUCAGAUUUUGGGUGUUAUUGUUGGUGUCGCUUGCUUUUUUGGUGGGAUUUUGUUUUGGAUGUUGCUUGUUUAGUCUGGUGCUUGGACAAUGAUGAGGUUGCAUUUGCCUUCCUCAUGUUGGUUGUGGCUUGCUGGCAACCUUGCUGCCUUGAUGGAUUGGUUGACAUGUUGCCUAGUUGAUUAGGGAAUACUGUUUGGAGCAUUUUCUAAGUCCGUCUGUUGGAUUGCCUUUUCUUUGAUUUUGU